Seriola aureovittata is the source of this 4009-nucleotide messenger RNA. RefSeq names its product opsin 4b (gene opn4b). The transcript has 10 exons. Gene Ontology annotation, cellular component: membrane. Lineage: Eukaryota; Metazoa; Chordata; Actinopteri; Carangiformes; Carangidae. The record is from RefSeq and is a predicted model, not a curated record. The coding region runs from base 253 to 1857 and encodes 534 amino acids. Gene Ontology annotation, molecular function: G protein-coupled receptor activity. Gene Ontology annotation, biological process: visual perception; G protein-coupled receptor signaling pathway.
GAGAGAUAGAGAGAGAGAACUUCUUAACCCACCCCUUCAAAGCCGCUGUACUACCAGUGGUCCUGUCAGAGUGGGAUAUGAGAGCAGGGCGGCGAUGACAACUGGCCACUUGGACUCCUAGACCACCUCAUAUCGACUGCAACACCUCUCACGUUCACUUAUUUCUCACUCUCACACACACACACACACACACACACACACACACACACACGCACACAAAACCCUCCUUCCAUUAACCACCGUGGACUGGGAAUGGAUUCCAGGCUGCUGAUUGGACCGGGGAUCCCCACACUGGACCCGGCCGCCCGGGCAUCCUGGAACAUCAGCUCCAUCAGUCCGCAGCGGCUGAUGGAGCUGGCGCCAGUCGCUACAACUGGUUCUGUAGUUCCAAGCCACCCAUUUCCAACAGUCGACGUCCCAGACCACGCUCAUUACACCAUUGGUGUUGUCAUCCUGGCCGUGGGCAUCACUGGCAUGCUGGGAAACUUCCUGGUCAUAUAUGCCUUCUGCAGGAGCCGGAGCUUGCGGACACCAUCCAACAUUUUCAUCAUUAACCUGGCAGUCACAGACUUCCUCAUGUGUCUCACCCAGACGCCCAUCUUCUUCAUCACCAGCAUGCACAAACGAUGGAUCUUUGGAAAAAAAGGUUGUGAGUUGUAUGCCUUCUGCGGAGCUCUGUUUGGUAUCUGCAGCAUGAUGACACUGAUGGUGAUUGCGGUGGACCGGUACGUGGUGAUCACCAGGCCUCUGGCCUCCUUGGGAGUGAUGUCUCGCAGGAAAGCCCUGAGCAUUGUGGCUGUUGCCUGGAUCUACUCCAUGGGCUGGAGCCUACCCCCCUUCUUUGGCUGGAGUGCCUAUGUCCCAGAGGGUCUGAUGACGUCUUGCUCCUGGGACUACAUGACAUUCACCCCUUCCGUCCGCUCCUACACCAUGCUGCUAUUUACCUUCGUCUUCUUCAUCCCUCUCUUCAUCAUCAUCUUCUGCUACUGCUGCAUCUUCAGAGCCAUCCGACACACAACACGAGCGAUAACAAAGAUCAACUGUGAGGGAAACAGAGACUCUGCAAAGAGGUUCCAUAAGAUGAGGAGCGAAUGGAAGAUGGCCAAGAUUGCACUCAUCGUCAUCCUGCUGUUUGUCAUCUCCUGGGCUCCUUACUCCUGUGCAGCCCUCACUGCAUUCGCUGGGUACGCUGACAUGUUGACUCCCUAUAUGAACUCUGUUCCUGCUGUGAUUGCCAAAGCAUCUGCUAUCCACAACCCCAUCAUAUACGCUAUUACACAUCCGAAAUACAGGUCGGCACUCAGCAGGUACAUUCCCUACCUCGGGGCGUUGCUGCGCAUCACUGGCAGAGAACGUUUCAGCAGCAGCAGCUUCCAGUCUACCCGCCGAUCAACUCUCACCAGCCAAUCAGAGACCAAAGGCCCCAGCAAGCCCCGAAACUCCUCCCAGUCUGAGAGCGAAUCAGCCCGCUUCUCGGACACUGAGGAGGAUUGCUCCUCUCGGACGCCUGUCACUUGUCAGUUGUCAAAUGAUGUAAAACAGGUGCGCUGUGCCAGCCAGAGGUUAAAGGUGAGAGGUUACAACACAGGAGAGUUUGAGAGGACUGCUGCCCACAACCCCACCGACCUGGCCAUAUGCCACCUCUCACAGAUCAUUAUGGAUAACAUGGUGGAGGAGUCGGGGCCAAGGACUGUGUGUAAACCAACAUCAUCUGUCAUUGUCACCUCCAUAUCCAGCCCGUCUAUACUGCAUAGUCCCCCAGGUUUUCAUGGCAACCAGAAAUUCACCAAAGCUUACAUCCCUGUUGCUAAGGAGCCCCUUGAUGUAGCCAGGCUGGAGACAACAGCAUUACAAUGAACUGCUGGACAAAAGUGCAAUGAGAGAGUGUAAUCGUGUGUUUAUGUGUGGGAGUGUGUUUCAAUAUUUCCCUUCAUUGAUAUCAGCAAGACCAAGCUAACCGUCACAGUAGGGAACCUCCUUGGAGAUGCAUUAUGGGGAAUGUACAAUCACCUAAUAAUAAGUGUCUUAAGGAAACAGGGUUAAUACAGAGAAAAUUGUUUUGUUUUUUUCUGCGAAUCUGAUGCUCCGCUCUCCAGUCCAGUAGGUUGCGGUAAAGCACCUGCAAGCUGAUUGCCAACCGCCAAUCAAAACAAGAGAACAAGAUUUCCCCUCAUGGGACUUGCUAAUUGCAUCCACACAAUGUGAAAUGUCAAAGUAAACAAGUAACAGGUGAAGAAAGUCAAAUAUUCAAACAGAGAGAGACAGAUGCUUUUCUCAGGAGCUGGUGGAUGAAGCUAUGAGCUGAAGUGACAGUGGAAACUGGGUGUACAUUCAACAGAUGAUAAGUAGGCAGGAGUUUGCCUAUGCUUUUGUUUAUGGAGGACCAGGGAUGUCAUAAUUUAAUUUAAUAUUUUAAUUGGCAUUAAAAAUAGGAAUCGUAAAAAGAAUUUGUAAAUGAAAAACUAUUUGAAAAGGCAUUUUAAAAAUGGGAAUACAUACAUUUCCUUUUUCAAGCAGCUUUUUCUUUUCCUAUUAGCUAAUCGAUUCAUUUAGUCAUUUAGCUUCUCCUUUUAGCCUCUCCAUGUAGCCUUUCUGUGACACUUUGGGCCUUCAGUGCUGGUAAAACCAGGCUAAACAAUACCAAUUAGCCAUGGGACAUAACAAGCUCUCUGAUUGGUUUGAGAGCUAACCAGCCAUAUCAUAUCCGGUUUUGAAAUAUGAAAUUAAUGAAAUAUUUUAUUACUUUAGCUUUAACAUCCCUGGUCCUCCAUAUUUGUUUGUCAUAUAUGAAAUAUGUUCAGCAGUCCACCUGUGUAGAUUUUUUCUUUUGUAUAUUUUUGUAUUUAUUAUUGGAAAAUAUUAGACUGCUUGGAAAUCUGCUGAAAGUUCAGAUUGAUUGGCAUGUCUUUCGCGGGUGGUGUAUUCAAAUAAAAAAUAUGGCAUAAAUACUUCAUGCAUCUUUAAUAUGAGGUGUUUUACUUCAAAACUGGGUAAUCAGACAAACAGAUCUUUAAAUGCAACAGGACAGGAAAGCAUGCAGCCAAUUCUGUUUCCCCUCUGGCUCUUUGUCAAUGAUUUUUCCAGUCCCGGUGACAUGAGUACCACAGAUCGGACAGAUCAGGUCACAAAAGUGUCACAACACCACAGUACAUCGCCCAGUACUGUGUAUGAGUAUGUGAGUGUGAGAGUGUGUGUAGAAGAACUGGACUCAGUACUGUAAUUCAGCAUUCCUCUUGAUGCCAUACCUUGCUAUGAUAUCUACUAUUACAGUAGCUAUACAGGAGACAGUGUGCUAAAUGACACUGUUUUUUUUAAAAGUGUGGUUUCAGGAUCGUUAUCAUAGACUUCGUCAUAGACAGAUAUACAGAAACUGUGUUUCACCAUCUUUUCCAUUUUUUCCUCCACCUCUGCGUUACGGUUCCCUUUUGAGAUUGCUAAAAUUCCUGCAUCAUUGACUAUGAUUGUAAUAAUUGUUCUCUUCAAAUGUAGAAAUAAAUCUGACACAUGCUGUCAUUUUUUAUGUUUGUUAAAUCAUAAACAGUUAAGUUAAAGAUUAAAAUCUUAUUUAAUGAGGCAAGAAAGGUUGAUACUCUUGCUCAUUUUUCCCCGAAUUUCCAUCAAUGAAUGUACAAAAUUACAUGUUUAAAAUGUCAUGGAUACAAUUUUUGGCAUUAUAACAAAACAAAACAUUUUAUUUUAUAUAUAUAUAUAUAAAUGUAUAAAAUUAUAUAUAAAUAUACUAUCCCAUUCACAUGAAUGGGGAUAUAUAAAAUUAAAAUUUUGCUCUAAUGAAGUGAUGGUUUCAUGUUGAUUUUGUUUUCUUUGUACAAAAUGUUGUGUGUUGUUUUUAUUUAUUUUUCUAAAUAAAAUUGUUGCUGAAUCCUGCAUGAUUUCCGGGCAUUUCUCCAGCUAGCCAAUUAUUAAGUGAGGAGACUGCGACUAGUGAUGAUUUUCAUUAUGGAUUCAUUUGAUGAUUAUUUUCUAUAUAAUGUCAACACAAAAGAUUUAC